Messenger RNA from Rotaria sp. Silwood1, 549 nucleotides. The record is from the annotation of a GenBank genome assembly. Lineage: Eukaryota; Metazoa; Rotifera; Eurotatoria; Philodinida; Philodinidae.
AUGCUUAAUAAAUUAGGUGGAAAAGAAGAAAAAAUUCAUGUAUUAAAAAUGGAUAUUAAAAAUUGGUAUAGAUCAAUACGAUCUGUAAUUCAAUUUAUUGAUAAUGAAAUGAUUGGUAGACAACCUUUUCAACAAAUAAAUAUAUCAUAUCCAUGUAAUAUAAUAAGAGAAACAAGACGAUUAGUUUUAAUACGAGAUUUAAAAUAUCAAGAACAAUCAACAUGUCCAACACAAAUUAAAAUUCUAUCCGAUGAAGAUAUAUUAACAUCACCUUCUUAUACAAGUGAUAUUAAUUAUGAUAAACUAAAAAAUAUUUUUUUUAAUGAUAGUUAUUAUAUUAAAAAACCAAAUAUGACAUAUAUUAAAUAUGAUUCAUAUAAUAAAUCGGAUUCAUAUAAUAAAUCUGAUUCAAAUGAUAAUAAAAAUAAAAAAAUAAAACAAUGGAAUUUAUUUGAAAAGAUCAGUGUUGUUGUAAUAUUCAUAUUAUUGAUAAUUGCUAUAUUUGUAUAUCAUUGUAUUUGUGGAUCUUCUCAAUCUACUAAAACAUAA